AUGAAAUUGAAUAUUGCCUAUCCAGUUACUGGAUGUCAAAAAUUGAUUGAUAUCGAUGAUGAUCGUAAACUUCGUCCAUUUAUGGAAAAACGAAUAGCCCAAGAAGUUGAUGCAAGUUGUCUGGGUAAUGAAUGGAAUGGUUAUGUUUUACGUAUAACUGGUGGUAACGAUAAACAAGGUUUUCCAAUGAUGCAAGGUGUUUUGACAAAUCAACGUGUUCGUUUACUAUUGGAUAAACGUCAUAAAUGUUAUCGUCCAAGUCGCAAUGGUGAACGUCGUCGAAAAUCUGUACGUGGAUGUAUUGUUGAUGCAAAUUUAUCAGUAUUAGCAUGUGUUAUAAUAAAACGUGGUGAACAAGAUAUUGACGGUUUAACAAACAAAACGAUUCCUCGUCGUCUUGGACCAAAACGUGCUAAUCAUAUUCGAAAAUUAUUUAAUUUAAGUAAAGAAGAUGAUGUCCGAAAAUAUGUCGUACGACGACCAUUAACGAAAGAAGGGAAAAAACCAAGACAAAAAGCACCAAAAAUUCAACGUCUCAUUACACCAAGACGAUUACAACGUAAACGACACUUGUUGUCUAUGAAGAAAAGACGUGCUGAAAAACAACGUGUAUUACAAAAUGAAUAUGCUAAAUUAGUACAACAAUACAUGAAAGAAAAACGUGAAAGAAAACGUAGUGAAUCAAAACGACGAUCAUCAACAAGAGAAUCAACAUCGAAAGCAUAA
Messenger RNA from Didymodactylos carnosus, 726 nucleotides. Lineage: Eukaryota; Metazoa; Rotifera; Eurotatoria; Philodinida; Philodinidae. The record is from the annotation of a GenBank genome assembly.